AUGUUUGCUGAGUCAAUUCCAUCAAUAUUGAAGGUUUGUCACCAGAGAACUAUCUCAUUAACGUGUGAUGAAUUUCUCAUUUGGGUGCAUUCCCUGAGCACAGAAAUAAUGUUGAUUACAAACAGUGUGACAGAAUUCAUUUUACUGGGGCUGACAAAUGAUCCAGUAGAGCAGAAAAUCAUUUUUGCAGUCUUCAUAAUUCUCUACGUUGCAACUAUGUUACUCAUUAUAGUAACCAUCAAAACCAGUCAGACUCUUGAAUCUCAUAUCUGCUUGGAAACACUGAUCCUCAUUAUGAUGUUGCACGAUCGCUAUGUGGCCAUCUGCAAACCCCUGCAUUACACAGCCAUCAUGAACAGGCGUUGGAGCUUCUGUACCUUGAGUUUUGUAAUGCUCAUGGCUUCCUACACGGUUAUCUUGUACUCACUGAGGUCUAAGUGGGCUGAUGGGAGAUGCAAAUCCCUGUCCACCUGCAGCUCCCACAUUCUUGUGAUCACCAUAUUUCAUAGCCCCUGCAAUUUCAUAUUGACCCGGCCUCAGAUCACCUUUUCUGUGGAUAAAUCAGUGUCAGUAUUCUGCACAACUGUUACUCCCUUGUUAAACCCUUUGAUCUACACUCUGAGGAACACAGAAAUGAAGAAUGCUCUGAGAAAGAUUGAGAGCCCCUAG
Molecule: messenger RNA, 669 nt
Organism: Tachyglossus aculeatus (Australian echidna)
Lineage: Eukaryota; Metazoa; Chordata; Mammalia; Monotremata; Tachyglossidae
Product: olfactory receptor 4C12-like
Exons: 5
Coding region: 1-669 (222 amino acids)
Biological process (GO): G protein-coupled receptor signaling pathway
Cellular component (GO): membrane
Molecular function (GO): olfactory receptor activity
Source: RefSeq, a predicted model, not a curated record